This is a messenger RNA of Hylaeus anthracinus, 1220 nucleotides long. RefSeq names its product putative glutathione-specific gamma-glutamylcyclotransferase 2. Gene Ontology annotation, molecular function: glutathione specific gamma-glutamylcyclotransferase activity; gamma-glutamylcyclotransferase activity. Gene Ontology annotation, biological process: glutathione catabolic process. Gene Ontology annotation, cellular component: cytoplasm. The coding region runs from base 339 to 1013 and encodes 224 amino acids. Lineage: Eukaryota; Metazoa; Arthropoda; Insecta; Hymenoptera; Colletidae. The record is from RefSeq and is a predicted model, not a curated record. The transcript is spliced from 2 exons.
GUCAAGUGCACGUGUAAAUUAUGACUCGUACAACAUGAUUAAAAAUUAUUUCACAUAAAAUUGAAAAAUAAAACGCUUUUUAUGUGUAUUGAAGCAAUUAUAAGCUUGUUCAAAAUUAUUUGAUUUUAUUAAUUAUCAAUCAAAAUUUCGAAUUAUGAACAAUGUUUCGUUCCUUGCGAGUUGCAUCUUUUUAAAAAUGUUGACAAACAAUGUGAUAUAGCGUUAACAUCAAAUAUUUUUAGAGAUGAUACAAUGCCUAAUUUAUUAUUUAUUGAAGAGUAUUAAUGUAAGUGAGUAAUUAAAACAGUUAUUAGGAAAAUUACUAUAUACUGGCAAUAAUGUGGGUAUUUGGUUAUGGUUCACUCGUAUGGAAAGCGGAUUUUCCAUAUGAGAAGACCCUGGUUGGUCACAUCAAAGGAUACGUUAGGAGAUUUUAUCAGAAAAGUACAGAUCACAGAGGAAUACCCAGUAGACCUGGUCGUGUUGUCACAUUGCUUUCUUCUGAGAAUUCUGACGACGAAGUGUGGGGUAUCGCUUAUAAAAUAUCAUCUCACGAUAUAAAUAAAGUUGUGAAACACUUAGACUACAGAGAAAGAGGUGGUUAUGAAAGAAAAUGUGUUCUCUUUUAUCCGUCUUACUCGAUAGAAAAUAUUGGAUCGCAUCUAUUAGCAAAUAGUGCUUCCCAGGACAAUCUUGAAAACGCAAAAUUGUUGCCAACAACUGUGAAUGACAUGCCAUUUUACAUUACAAUUUACAUAGGUGGGGAAGAUAAUCCAAAUUAUGCAGGUGUAGAAGACAUAUCUACAAUAGCAAAACAAAUACUUGUAUCUCAUGGUCCUAGUGGAGCUAAUACAGAAUAUUUGUAUAAAUUAGCCUCUGCAAUGCGAAUAAUUGCACCAGGUGUAUACGACAACCAUUUAUUUACCUUGGAAUCAGCUGUAAAAGCAUUAGAAGAGGAACAGAAAACAAACAUGAAAUUGGAUCAAAAUUUAUGUAAGAAUAAAGAUAGAUAAGGCAUCUUUGUAUUUGAUAUACAACAAAAUAGACAAGUUAUUUGGAAUAUUUAUACAGCUAGAUGUAAAGGAGAGAUUUUUACAGUACGAAAUGUGAUACUUGUACUAAUGUAAUUUAAACGAAAAUAUUUAAAAGUAACGGUUUCUUUUAAAUAUUUUUUAAUUUAUGUACAAAAAUAAAUGUAUAUAAACUAAUAUCCAAACAAA